Closterium sp. NIES-65 is the source of this 702-nucleotide messenger RNA. The record is from the annotation of a GenBank genome assembly. NCBI's taxonomy places the organism in Eukaryota, Viridiplantae, Streptophyta, Zygnematophyceae, Desmidiales, Closteriaceae.
AUGUACGGCGGGAUCGGCGGUCCGCCAAGGGGGUCGGGAGCUCCGGGCUACGGCGCGCCUGGCGGAUGGCGGGACGCCGACCCUGCGGGGCUCAGACGAGGCGAUCUGAGCUCCAUGGCACCACCAGGCCUGGCGCCACCUGGCACGCUCGGAUUGGGCGGCAUGGCGGACGACCAUCUGGGCCCGCCUCCCCCCGGGUCGGGCAUGCGAAUGGACCUGGCGGGUCCGCCCAUGCCGCGCGGGCCGGGGGGUCCGCCCAUGCCCAUGCCUGGGGGAAUGGGCGCGCCAGGGGUUGGGCCGGGGGGGAUGCCGCCAAUGGACAUGCAUCCGGGGGACAUGCCCAUCCCGCACGACGCGUCCCCCACGCUAUACAUCGACAACCUGCCGCCCGACUGCUCGCGCCGCGAGGCCUGCCGUACGUUCUACGCUGUCUUGUCCCUCGCACCCUCCUGUCCCGCUGCAUUCUGUCUUCCCCUCUCCUCCGUCCCUCCGCGCCCUGUCCGUCCCCCCCGCGCAGACAUAUUCCGGCCGUUCAUCGGCUUUAAGGAGGUGCGCCUUGUGCCCAAGGAAGUGCGCCGGGGCGGCGAGCCCGAGAAGCUCAUCCUCUGCUUCGUCGACUUCGCCGACGCGCGCUGUGCUGCCACGGCGCUAGAAGCGCUGCAAGGUGGGGAUUCCUGCAAGGUAGGGACGGCUGCAAGGUAG